AUGGUAGCCCACGCUGGGUCUAUUGUCGGUAACCUCAGAGACAGCCUUGGUUCCAGACAAGGCAGCUUGCUGGAGGGCGCUGGUAGAAGGCCGAGCAAUGUUAUUCUUGGCCAGAGUUCUGGGCUACGAGACGAGUGGAUGGUACAACAACCCGUUGUAUCUAAGAACAGGUAUCGUUGUAUUUACGAACAUACCAUUGUACGUACCAAUAGCUCUAUGAGUACCUUUUUGCGUCCUCGUCCAACAGUUGUGCUGGGAGGUGCCUUAGGAAAAGGAAUCAGCAUUUCAAGUGUUACCAAAACAGUCAAAGAUGGAGAGCUCCUGUUCGUAGACGACGAUUCUGCUAGUGAUUCAGAGUCUGAGGAUGUGGAGGACUAA
Gryllus bimaculatus (two-spotted cricket) is the source of this 378-nucleotide messenger RNA. NCBI's taxonomy places the organism in Eukaryota, Metazoa, Arthropoda, Insecta, Orthoptera, Gryllidae. The record is from the annotation of a GenBank genome assembly.